CAGAUUGAUCAAGAGACGUCUACUGCUACGGGUGAGCUGUAUAGCUACAUUUCUGAAGGUAAUUAUUCGUUUAUACUCUUUUAGAUCCAUCACUUAUGAAGUCAUUUACUAAUUAUCCUUCACUCUUCCACCUUACACAGCCCUGAAAUAUGUCGAUAGUUCCUGAGAUGGUCAUGUCAUGAUAGAACACUUUCCUUUCCAUCUCUGCCUCCCUCAAAAAUACCUGCCAUCAAUCACCACAACAGUAUAUAGCCUAGCUACAGGCUCACAAGAAUAAUACUUACCUUUUGUAUAGCUAUCGAAAACCCUUCUCUUUUUAGCGGUUAGCUUUUCACACUGCUGGCCAUGUGAACUUCAGUUCCGACCCUGUGUUAGAAAAAUCAAUAAUAAUCGCUUGUGAGACGGUUUUUCGAAACAUGUGACCCUUAUCUUCCAUAUCAGCGAGAAAUAAUCUUUCAAAAAAUAUAUAUACACUUACUGUAACUUUAGCAGAUUUGCACAGAUCCAUACGCUGUGUGUGCCUCCAGUUGACAAACUACACUUCCUCCCCAGUUAACCUUACAGUUACACACAGGUGUUCGAAGCACGCUAGAUAGCUAAUUAGCACAGGUGGUCACCUGUUUUCCAUCUGUCAACAAGCGCUGUAACAUGGAGACAUGGCUGUGUGGGAACACUAAUCCUAACCCUAUAAAGGUGUGUAGUAAUUUAACUUUUGUUUAAUGUAUUUUUUAUUUCUAGCUAAUAUGAAAGAUACUUUCCUUAUAUUUCCAAAACCUUACCGCGAGUGAUGCGUUUUAACAUUCAGAACAAGCAUCAGGACUGUUAACAAAACUUCCCCCGCCAGAAGAUACUAUCGUCAAUAGGCGCUUAAGGUAGUUAGUGUGUAUGAAUGGGUUAUCUGUUGUCAGAAUUGCUUUUCAUGAGUGUGCUAGUAUACAAUCUAACAAUAGUGUCAGAAGCAAAAGUAGCAGGGGAAAACAUAUCCCAAUAUAUUAGACCUCUGAUUAUUUAAUUAAUUAAUAAGACAAGGUCUAAGGGCAUUCCAUAGCGACUGCGGUCGAGAUAACUAAUGGUCCAAUGACUGUACCUGCUAGCAGCAUGUGUCCUGUGUCCAAAGCUACAUCCAUAAUCUAUAGACGGUUCUGAUUGGAGUUUUUAGAUGCUUCCUCCCCAAAUCAAAAUCUACACUGAACAAAAAUAUUAACGCAACAUGUAAAGUGUUGGUCCCAUGUUUUAUGAACUGAAAUAAAAGAUUGCCUACAUUUUCCAUAUGCACAAAAAGCUUAUUUCUCUCAUUUUGUGCACACAUUUGCUUACAUCCCUGUUAGUGAGCAUUUCUCCUUUGCCAAGAUAAUCCAUCCACCUGACAAGUGUGGCAUGUCAAGAAGCUGAUUAAACAACAUGAUCAUUACACAGGUGCACCGUGUGCUGGGGAAAAUAAAAGGACACUCUAAAAUAUGCAGUUUUGUCACACAACACAAUGCCACAGACGUCUCAAGUUUUGAGGGAGCGUGCAAUUGGCAUGCUGACUGCAGGAAUGUCCACCAGUGCUGUUGCCAGAGAAUGUAAUGUUAAUUUCUCUACCAUACCAUCUACCAACGUCGUUUUAGAGAAUUUGGCAGUACGUCCAACCGGCCUCACAACCGCAGACCAUGUGUAUUGUGUUGUGUGGGCGAGCGGUUUGCUGAUGUCAACGUUGUAAACAUUGUGCCCCAUGGUGGCAGUGGGGUUAUGGUAUGGGCAGGUAUAAGCUACGGACAACGAAAACAAUUGCAUUUUAUCGAUGGCAAUUUGAAUGCACAGAGAUACCGUGACGAGAUUCUGAGGCCCAUUGUCGUGCCAUUCAUUCGCCGCCAUCACCUCAUGUUUCAGCAUGAUAAUGCACAGCCCAAUGUCGCAAGGAUCUGUACACAAUUGUCACCUAUUGAGCAAGUUUGGGAUGCUCUGGAUCAACGUGUACGACAGCCUGUUCCAGUUUCCACCAAUACCCAGCAACUUCGCACAGCCAUUGAAGAGGAGUGGGACAACAUUCCACAGGCCACAAUGAACAGCCUGAUCAACUCUAUGCGAAGGAGAUGUGUCGCGCUGUAUGAGGCAAAUGGUGGUCACACCAGAUACUGACUGGUUUUCUGGUCCACUCCUCUACCUUUUGUUAAGGUAUCUGUGACCAACAUAUUCAUAUCUGUAUUCCCAGUCAAGUGAAAUCCAUAGAUUAGGUCCUAAUGAAUUUAUUUCAAUUGACUGAUUUCCUUAUAUUAACUGUACAUUUUUGUUUAGUAUAAUAUGGAUGCCAAUGUUUUGUUUUCGCUUUGUGCGCACACCUGUCUGUGGUUCACACCUGUCUGUUGUUAGCUAAUGAGUCCCGCAAAACAGGCAUGUGCUGCCCUAGAAGGGUUGUAAAGGAAACGUGUGGGCACAAAGCUAGAACAAAACAUUGCCAUUCAUAUUUGAUUUUGAUUUGGGGAGCGGGGUAUCAUCUAAAAACUGGAUUUAAGUUUAUUGUUCACUGCUCGGCAAGGUAAACGGUGAUUCUCCAAUCAGAACCAUCUACCAAUUAUGGAUGUGGCUUCGGACGCGGGACACAUGCUGCUUGCAGGUAGUCAUUGGACCAAUGAUGUAAAUUAAUAUAAUUCUAUACUGUGAAUGGAAUUCUACAGUAUUUCAAUUAAAUGUUUCUAGGACAAAGUUAAAUGUAUUUAAGUAUGUUUUUGUUGUAGUGGGGACAGCAACGUAAAUACUUUUUUUACUUUAAGGAAAAUGUUUAUAUAUUAAUUUUUAUGUUUAGCUCACAUAAUGUAAUUUAAAAGUAUGCAUUAAGGUGUCUGUAAUAGAAUACAUUUGGCAAAAACAAAUGUAGAUAUUCAUGAAUGCAUUUCUAUAGCUAUUUUACAAUGGUAUGGGAGUGCCAAGAUGGAGGUGCGGUGGCUUCAAAACAGCGUCCCUGGGUAGUCAUCUAGUGGAUAUAUAAAUUAUUGAAUUAGACCAUGAGAUAUCUGGAAUGCAGUCGCAACUGAAUGCCCUUAGACCCAGUCUUAUUAAUGAAUUAAAUAAUUAAUCAGAGGUCUAAUAUAUUGGGCUAGGGGAAACAAUGUGCACAGUACAUGCUGACACUGACCAAGUGUGUGAGCUACAAUCUCAAGAAGCAUUUCAGUUAGGCCUUAAGCAUGGGUAGGCAACCCUGUUCCAGGAGUGCCGCAGGUACUGCAGGAUUUUGUUCCAACUAGGCACUACACCUGACCAACUGAGCUUUUGAUCAGUUCAAUGAUUCUCUAAAUUCAACACACCUGGUCUUCCAGGACUAGGGUUGCCUACCCCUGGCCUACAAGCUAGUAAAAAUACUAUAUUUGAAUAUCCUAUUACAUUUUGGAUACAGUAGCGAAUUCUGGAGGAAGCCCGGCUGGGACUUGAACCAGCAAACCUAGCUUCUGUCUGUCCUUAUACAACAUAGUCAUCCACAUCGACAUGGCCACAGUGGAGAAAGUAAAAUGCUUCAAGUUUCUCGGCAUGCACAUCACUGAGGACCUGAAAUAGUCCCUCCACACCAACGUUGUGGUGAAGAAGGAGCAAUAGUGCCUCUUCAACCUCAGGAGGCUGAAGAAAUUCAGCUUGGCCCCUAAGACCCUCACAAACUUCUACAGAUGCACCAUCAAGAUAAUUAUGUCGGGCUACGCAUCACCGGAGGUACACUGCCUGCCCCUCCAGGACAUCUACAGCACCCGGUGUCACAGCAAGGCCAAGAAGAUAAUCAAGGACUUGAGCCAUAACCUGUUCGCCUGGCUACCAUCUAGCAGGCAAACACAGUACAGGUGCAUCAAAGCUGGGACUGAGAGACUGAAAAACAGCUUCUAUCUCCAGGACAUCAGACUGUUGAACAGUCAUCACUAGCCGGCCUCCACCCGGUACCCUGCCCUGCACCUUAGAGACUGCUGCCCUACAGUGGGGGAAAAAAGUAUUUAGUCAGCCACCAAUUGUGCAAGUUCUCCCACUUAAAAAGAUGAGAGAGGCCUGUAAUUUUCAUCAUAGGUACAUGUCAACUAUGACAGACAAAAUGAGAAAAAAAAAUCCAGAAAAUCACAUUGUAGGAUUUUUUAUGAAUUUAUUUGCAAAUUAUGGUGGAAAAUAAGUAUUUGGUCAAUAACAAAAGUUUCCCAAUACUUUGUUAUAUACCCCUUGUUGGCAAUGACACAGGUCAAACGUUUUCCGUAAGUCUUCACAAGGUUUUCACACACUGGUGCUGGUAUUUUGGCCCAUUCCUCCAUGCUGAUCUCCUCUAGAGCAGUGAUGUUUUGGGGCUGUCGCUGGGCAACACGGACUUUCAACUCCCUCCAAAGAUUUUCUAUGGGGUUGAGAUCUGGAGACUGGCUAGGCCACUCCAGGACCUUGAAAUGCUUCUUACGAAGCCACUCCUUCGUUGCCCGGGAGGUGUGUUUGGGAUCAUUGUCAUGCUAAAAGACCCAGCCACGUUUCAUCUUCAAUGCCCUUGCUGAUGGAAGGAGGUUUUCACUCAAAAUCUCACGAUACAUGGCCCCAUUCAUUCUUUCCUUUACACGGAUCAGUCGUCCUGGUCCCUUUGCAGAAAAACAGCCCCAAAGCAUGAAGAUUCCACCCCCAUGCUUCACAGUAGGUAUGGUGUUCUUUGGAUGCAACUCAGCAUUCUUUGUCCUCCAAACACGAUGAGUUGAGUUUUUACCAAAAAGUUCUAUUUUGGUUUCAUCUGACCAUAUGACAUUCUCCCAAACUUCAGACGGGCCUGGACAUGUACUGGCUUAAGCAGGGGGACACGUCUGGCAAUGCAGGAUUUGAGUCCCUGGCGGAGUAGUGUGUUACUGAUGGUAGGCUUUGUUACUUUGGUCCCAGCUCUCUGCAGGUCAUUCACUAGGUCCCCCCGUGUGGUUCUGGGAUUUUUGCUCACCGUUCUUGUGAUCAUUUUGACCCCACGGGGUGAGAUCUUGCGUGGAGCCCCAGAUCGAGGGAGAUUAUCAGUGGUCUUGUAUGUCUUCCAUUUCCUAAUAAUUGCUCCCACAGUUGAUUUCUUCAAACCAAGCUGCUUACCUAUUGCAGAUUCAGUCUUCCCAGCCUGGUGCAGGUCUACAAUUUUGUUUCUGGUGUCCUUUGACAGCUCUUUGGUCUUGACCAUAGUGGAGUUUGGAGUGUGACUUUUUGAGGUUGUGGACAGGUGUCUUUUAUACUGAUAACAAGUUCAAACAGGUGCCAUUAAUACAGGUAACGAGUGGAGGACAGAGGAGCCUCUUAAAGAAGAAGUUACAGGUCUGUGAGAGCCAGAAAUCUUGCUUUUUUUGUAAGUGACCAAAUACUUAUUUUCCACCAUAAUUUGCAAAUAAAUUCAUUAAAAAUCCUACAAUGUGAUUUUCUGGAUUUUUUUUUCUCAAUUUGUCUGUCAUAGUUGACGUGUACCUAUGAUGAAAAUGACAGGCCUCUCUCAUCUUUUUAAGUGGGAGAACUUGCACAAUUGGUGGCUGACUAAAUACUUUUUUUCCCCACUGUAUGUACAGUUGAAGUCGGAAGUUUACAUACACUUAGGUUGGAGUCAUUCAAACUUUCAAAAAAAAAGUUUUCAACCACUCCACAAAUUUCUUGUUAACAUACUAUAGUUUUGGCAAGUUGGUUAGGACAUCUACUUUUUGCACGACACAAGUAAUUUUUCCAACAAUUGUUUACAGACAGAUUAUUUCACUUAUAAUUCACUGUAUCACAAUUCCAGUGGGUCAAAAGUUUACAUACACUAAAUUGACUGUGCCUUUUAACAGCUUGGAAUUCCAGAAAAUGAUGUCAUGGCUUUAGAAGCUUCUGAUAGGCUAAUUGACAAUUUUUUUUUUUUUGUCAUUUAGCAGACGCUCUUAUCCAGAGCGACUUACAUGAGCAAUUAGGGUUAAGUGCCUUGCUUAAGGGCACAUCGACAGAUUAUUCACCUAGUCGGCUCGGGGAUUAGAACCAGCGACCUUUCGGUUACUGGCACAACGCUCUUACCCACUAAGCUACCUGCCGCCCCGUGAGGAAGGAAAAUUAUGUGGAUAUAUUGAAGCAACAUCUCAAGACAUCAGUCGGGAAGUUAAAGCUUGGUCGCAAAUGGUUCUUCCAAAUGGACAAUGACCCCAAGCAUACGUCCAAAGUUGUGGCAAAAUGGCUUAAGGACAACAAAGUCAAGGUAUUGGAGUGGCCAUCACAAAGCCCUGACCUCAAUCAUAUAGAAAAUGUGUGGGCAGAACUGAAAAAGCGUGUGAGCAAGGAGGCCUACAAACCUGUCUGUUACACCAGCUCUGUCAGGAGGAAUGGGCCAAAAUUCACCCAAUUUAUUGUGGGAAGCUUGUGGAAGGCUUCCCGAAACGUUUAACCCAAGUUAAACAAAUUAAAGGCAAUGCUACCAAAUACUAAUUGAGUGUAUGUAAACUUCUGACCCACUGGGAAUGUGAUGAAAUAAAUAAAAGCUGAAAUAAAUCAUUCUCUCUACUAUUAUUCUGACAUUUCACAUUCUUAAAAUAAAGUGGUGAUCUAACUGACCUAAGACAGGGAAUUUUUACUAGGAUUAAAUGUCAGGAAUUGUGAAAAACUGAGUUUUAAUGUAUUUGGCUAAGGUGUAUGUAACCUUCUGACUUCAACUGUACAUAAUCAUUGAAUACUUUAGUAAUAUUUACAUGUUGUUUUUAGUUCUGAAAUAAUUUCUGUAGUUAGAAACAGAUAAGAUUAGCAUUCCUGCAACAUUAUUUUGUUGAAAUUUAAAUGAUUACUCAUUUUAUAUACACAUACUGUAUUCUCAACAUACAGUAGGUCAUCCUAUAUAACUACUGCUGGACAUACCUUUUCCUACUUAUACAGUGCAUUCGGAAAGUAUUCAGAACCCUUGACUUCUUCCACAUUUUGUUAAGUUACUGCCUUAUUCUAAAAUUGAUUAAGUUAUUUUAAAAACUCAUCAAUCUACACACAAUUCCCCAUAAUGACAAAUGGAAACAGGGUUUCGGAAAUGUUAGCAAAUGUAUUAACAAUGAAAAACAGAAAUACCUUAUUUCCAUAAGUAUUCAGGCCCUUUGCUAUAAAGACUUGAAAUUGGUCCCACAGUAGACAGUGCAUGUCAGAGCAAAAACCAAGCCAUGAGGUCGAAGGAAUUGUCCGUAGAGCUCUGAGACUGGAUUGUGUCGAGGCACAGAUCUGGGGAAGGGUACCAAAACAUUUCUGCAGCAUUGAAGGACCCCAAGAACACAGUGGCCUCCAUCAUUCUUAAAUCGAAGAAGUUUGGAACCACCAAGACUCUUCCUAGAGCUGGCCGUCCGGCCAAACUGAGCAAUCGGGUAUUUCAGUUUGCAAAAAUGUCUAAAAACCUAACAAAAUAUGGAAAAAUAAAGGGUUCUGAAUACUUUCUGAAUGCACUGUAUAUUGUCCAUACUGUCUAUACACACGACAUAUUUUAUUUUCCGGAGUCUAACAUUGCUCGUUCUGAUAUUGCUCGUUCUAAUAUUUCUUAUUUUCUUGUUUUUGUUGUAUUAUUUGUGUAUUACUAUUGUACUGUUCGACACUUACUGCACUGCUGAAGCUAGAAACAUAAGCAUUUCUCUGCACCUGCUUUAACAUCUGCUAAUCUGUGUAUGCGACAAAUAAACUUUGAUUUGAUAGCCAUUAGGCUAUGCCCAGAAGUCUCAAUUUUCUGAAAACAUUCCUGGUGUUAUUCAAGACACUACCCCCUUCUGAAGCACACCCAUAUGUUUAACUACCUCAAGUCCCCCAUGCAUCCAAGGGAUGUUUCUGCUGCUCUCACUGUAGCACCAUCCCACUUCUGACACUAAUGUAGCAUAUUCUGGAGUAAGCCUGACUAGGACUCAAACCUGCAGCCUUAUGUCUGAAACCGCUUGAUGAGGUUGCUGGUGUUGUACUAAGGACGCUGUCACAAUGGUUGUAGAAAGUAUAAACAAUAGAGAUAUAAUAUAUCAUUCUGUGGUAUAAACAAUGUGCAGUAAAUGUAACUUACUCUGUUCCAGAUGACAAGGGGUAAACCAGAUGAGGACGAAUACUGGAACAGUUCGAAGUUCAAAGCGUUCACAUUUGAUGAUGAAGAUGAUGACUUUACCAGGGUAAAUAACUUGAAAGUCUUAGGCCGUGUCCCAAAUGGCACCCUAUUCCAUAUAUAAUGCACUACAAGGUUUUUAUAGUAAACUGAAACAAACUAAAACGAAUGAAAAAACAAAGUAAAUUGGAGGGGGGAACGUUGAGGUAGCUAACUAGAGUUUUCUUACAUACUAAAGUUAACAAUUGACCAUUGUGCACAGCUGUCUCGAUGCUCUAACUGUUAAUAAUCACUGUACGCAGUGGAAAUCUGUGUUAAAACAGCUAACAGUAAGUGUAUCUUUUGUAUUUGUAAAGUUAUUUUUGGAUGAUAUAAAACAUUAUUGUUAUCGAUCAAUAAUGACGAACCUCCAGGCAUUGACAGCUUAGAUGGAAAGCUACUGAGGAUGGUAGAUGAAACUAUAGCCACUCCUAUCUGUCAUAUCUUUAAUCUGAGCCUAGAGGAAAGUCUUUGUCUUCAGGCCUGGAGGGAAGCCAAAGUCAUUCUGCUACCCAAGAGUGGCAAAGCGGUCUUUACUGGUUCUAACAGCAGACCUAUCAGCUUGCUGUCAGCUCUUAGCAAACUGUUGGAAAAAAAUGUUUGACCAAAUGCAAUGCUAUUUCUCUGUAAACAAAUUAACAACAGACUUUCAGCAUGCUUCUUGAGAAGGGCACUCAACAUGUACUGCACUGACACAAAUUACUGAUUGGUUGAAAGAAAUUGAUAAUAAGAAGAUUGUGGAAGCUGUACUGUUAGAUUUCAGUGCAGCCUUUUAUAUUAUUGACCAUAACCUGUUGAGAACUUAUGUAUGGCUUUUCAACCUCUGCCAUAUCUCGGAGGGUUUUCUUUAAUGGAAGCUUCUCUGAUGUCAAACAUGUAAAGUGUGGUGUACCGCAGGGCAGCACUCUAGGCCCUCUUUUCUAUUUUUACCAAUAACUUGCCACUGGCAUUAAACAAAGCAUGUGUGUCCAUGUAUGCUGAUGAUUCAACCAUAUACGUAUCAGCUAAUGAAGUCACUGAAACCCUAACAAAGAGUUGCAGUCAGUUUUGGAAUGGGUGGCCAGUAAUAAACUGGUCCUGAACAUCUCUAAAUCUAAGAGCAUUGUAUUUGGUACAAUUCAUUCUCUAAGUUCUAGACCUCAGCUGAAUCUGGUAAUGAAUGGUGUGGCUGUUGAACAAGUUGAGGAGACUAAAUUACUUAGUUUACAAUCUAAGGUAACACCAUCAUGGUCAAAACAUAUAGAUUCAAUGGUUGUAAAGAUGGGGAGAGGUCUGUCCGUAAUAAAGAGAUGCUCUUCUUUUUUGACACUAUACUCCAAAAAGCAAGUCCUGCAGGCUCUAGUUUGAUCUUAUCUUGAUUAUUGUCCAGUCAUAUGAUCGAGUGCUGCAAAGAAAGACAUAGUUAAGCUGCAGCUGGCCCAGAACAGAGCAGCACUUUUUGCUAUUCAUUGUAAUCAGAGGGCUAAUAUUAAUACUAUGCAUGCCAGUCUCUCUUGGCAGAGAGUUGAGGAAAGACUGACUAGCAAAUCAGGUCUGAAAACUAACUGAAGCUAAGCUGAAUUAAAAAUAAAAAUGGGAAAAACUCAUAGAAAUAAAAACACAAAACCAUAUAAACCUUGAUGCACUACUUUUUACCAGGGCCCAUAGGGCUGGUACGAUGUAGGGCAGUGUUGCCCAACUCCGGUCCUCAAGUAUCCCCAACAGUACCUAUUUGUUUUGGUGGCCCAGGGGCCUACAACAACAAUAUGUGCUGUUGGGGGUACUCGAGGGCCUGAGUUGGGCAACACUGAUAUAGGGCAGGGCUCUCCAACCCUGUUCCUGGAGAGCUACCCUCCUGUAGGAUUUCGCUCCAACCCUAGUUGUAACUAACCGGAUUCAGCUGAUCAACCAGCUAAUUAUUAGAAUCGGGUGAGCUAGAUUAGGGUUGGAGUGAACCUAUAGGAAGAUUUCUCUCCAGGAACAGGGUUGGAGAGCCCGUUAUAGGGACGCAGCCACUGUAAUCUUUUAUUUUACUUUUAUGCCAGGCGGUUGUCCAAUCCUCCUCCUGUUUAACUACUGAGUAUGCAGGCUUUUGCUCCAGCACUGCUCUAACACACUUGAUUCUAUUAAUCAGCUGCACAUCAGGACCUUUCAUUUGCUAAAAACCGGUGUGUUUGAGCAGGGCUUGAGCAGAAGUCUACAUACCCAAAAGCUCUCCAAGAGGAGGGUUGGCCACCCGUUAUGUAUUUUAUGUUAGGGUAAGCUAGUUAAAGUAUCCAAUCACACAAGGGUAGGCCACCAAAGAGAGACAAUGGUGGAAACUUUGAGCAAAUGUCAACAUGUAAACACGGCCAGCGGCUGGGUAUGUGGCAUCUGAAUUUUGGAAACAUUCAUGCUCACUUUGGACUGUCAAGGUACAGAAUUGUAGUGUGGACGUAGACAUGUUUUUUUCUAUUUCUAAUGUAUUUAAGCUAAAGGAAUCCAAGCGGGCUGUGAACAGUAUCCGCAGCCUGGUAGAGGAAGAGGAUGAAGAAGAUGAUGUGGAGAAGGUUAGCUGGAGUGGAGAGCCUGUUGGAAGUAAGAGAACUUUCCAUCAUAUGAUGCAAAACACAUAAUCAUCAGUUUUUUCUCUGUACUGAAAGUGCCCUAUCAUGAAAUCUUGACUGCUGAGUGACAUACAUUUUGGGGGAUUGUAUUAACCGUAGACUAAUGAGCAAAAUACUAAAAGCUUUUUGAGUGAACUAUUCUUUUAAAAAGGUGCAGUCUGUGUGUUCUCUUUCCUGCAAGUUCCAAGCCAAGAUGAGAAGAUGAGCUGGUGCAGUCAUUGGUGUAAACCGAACAAUGAAAAGUGCUACAAUAGAAAUACGCUGAGUGUACAAAACAUUAUGAACACCUGCUCUUUCCAUUACAUAGACUGAAAGCAAUGAUCAAUUAUUUAUCCACUUCAAUCAGUGUAGAUGAAGGGGAGGAGACACGUUAAAGAAGGAUUUUUAAGACUUGAGAACAUUGAGACAUGGAUUGUGUAUGUGUGCCAUUCAGAGGGGGAAUGGGUAAGACAAAAUAUGUAAGUGCCUUUGAACGGGGUAUGGUAGUAAAUAAUAAUAAAUAAUAUGCCAUUUAGCAGACGCUUUUAUCCAAAGUGACUUACAGUCAUGCGUGCAUACAUUUUUUGUGUAUGGGUGGUCCCGGUGAUCGAACCCACUACCUUGGCGUUACAAGCGCCACGCUCUACCAGCUGAGCUACAGAGGACCACAGUAGGUGUAGGUGCCAGGUGUAGGUGCCAGGUGCACUGGUUUGUGUGAAGAACUGCAACACUGCUGGGUUUUUCACGCUCAACAUUUUCCAGCGUCUUUCAAAAAUGGUGCACCACCCAAAGGACAUCCAGCCAACUUGACAACUGUGGGACGCAUUGUAGUUAACAUGGACCAGCAUCCCUGUGGAAUUCUUUCGACACCUUGUAGAGUCCAUGCCCUGACGAAUUUAGGUUAUUCUAAGGGCAACUCAAUAUUAGGAAGGUGUUCUUAAUGUUUUGAACUCGGUGUAUUUUCCUAAAUGAAGCAACAGAUACUUUAUGUGUGUGUUUGUAGUUUACUUUGAUUCUUUGUAAUUUGGUUCUUUGCCACAAGGGAAACAGUAUGGACUGUGACUUUUUAUGUUUUGUGAUAAGUUCACUUAGGACCAGUACAUUUGCUGGUAACUUGAAUGGUUGUGGCCCUAAAUGUUGAUGUGUUCCCUCAGGUAUCUCGUGGUCGGUCAAGGAGACAGCGUCCAGCAUUCGCUCCACAGGAGAGGUGCGGGACCAGAGCUUCCCCAAAAUCCACACUGCCCCUUCGUUGCCCAAGAAUAGUUCUGGCUACUCCUUAAGCUCCUUAUUCAAAGGUACAUCUCAGUCCACCUCUUGAUAGAUAUCUAAGGCCAUUCUCGUUGGUGUAUUUAGAUUGGACUAAGUGUUGUGGGCCGAUUUUGAGUUUGGGAUAACCGAUCUUGAGACCGUUGCAUUCGACCCAAUCAAAAUGGGUUCGCCUCAUUCUGUCAAACAAAUCUGCCCUCGGUACAGUUUUGAAUCUAUAAAAAACACCAAUGAGCUGUAGCUAUACACUAACCAUUGUCCCUAGUUUGUAGUUUUGCACAUUCUCAAUGAGAAUACUAAUGUCAACAUAAGCAUUUCCUUAUCAAUUAACACACUCUUUCUCUCUCUCUCUCAUUUUUUAGGAAAGGCCAAAACUGGGAGCUUCCAGUCCUUCUCUGAGUGUGGGUAACAGUUUAGCAAGAGUUGUUACUCAAUUUAUGCCAUAUGUGUGUGAAAAUUGCUAUUUUGAAAAGCGUGGUUAUCAACUUUUCUUGCAUUUUAUAGCUUUCGGAGAUCCAUCCAUCCGAAAUUACGCCCCGGAACUUCGGAAACCAAAAUCUGAAUACAAGGUAAGAUAUGUUUUAUGUUACACAUAAACAUCGUAUUUCAGAGCACUCUGAAAAGUUCUUCCACAAACUGAACUAACUGUUAUUAACAUCACUAAUACUGUAUUUACUGGACUGUCAUUGGUCUAUUAAUGAUGAUGUCAUCUUGUUGUGGCAGGACUACGUCAGUGACUGGACCCCUGAGGAGACUGUGAAGAGGAUGCAGCAGGGAAAGGUAGGAUCAAUGGUGUAAAACCAACAUUUAUUUGUCUUCAAACUGACUGUAAGUUGUAAGCUGACUGUUGUUAUGCCUACUGUAAGUCACUUUGGAUAAAAGUGUCUGCUAAAUGACAUACAAUUUAUUAGAUUAUGAUCAGCUGUUUUAUAAUGCUCCAGCAAAUACUCUGCUUUAUGUAUUUUGCAAUUCUCUGGACUGUGAUAUAAUAUUAAUAUUGUAUUAUUCUAACUCGGUCCAUGAUCAUAUUUUCUCAUAGGUCUACUCUUUGGAGAAGUUCCGCUCCUUACAGGACAAACUGCUGCUAUUGGACGAGGCUGUGAAUGCACAUGAUGGAAACAUCAUCACUGCGGUACGAUUUAAUUUGACUCUAGUUGAAAGAAAACAAUAAACAAUAAUUGUUAUUACACGGAACUAAAAUAUAAACGCAACAUGCAACAAUUUCAAAGAUUUUACUGAGUUAGAGUUCAUAUAAGGAAAUCAGUCAAUUGAAAUAAAUUCAUUAGGCCCUAAUCUAUGGAUUUCACCUGACUGGGAAUACAGAUAUGCAUCUGUUGGUCACAGAUACCUUUUUUAAAAAGGUAGUGGCGUGGAUCAGAAAACCAGUCAGUAUCUGGUGCGACCACCAUUUGCCUCAUGCAGCGCGACACAUCUCCUUCGCAUAGAGUUGAUCAGGCUGUUGAUUGUGGCCUGUGGAAUGUUGUCCCACUCCUCUUCAAUGGCUGUGUGAAGUUGCUGGUUAUUGUCGGGAACUGGAACACGCUGUCAUACACGUCGAUCCAGAGCAUCCCAAACAUGCUCAAUGGGUGACAUGUCUGGUGAGUAUGCAGGCCAUGGAAUAAAUGGGAUGUUUUCAGCUUCCAGGAAUUGUGUACAGAUCAUUGCCACAUGGGGCUGUGCAUUAUCAUACUGAAACAUUAGGUGAUGGCGGCGGAUGAAUGGCACGACAGUGGGCGUCAGGAUCUUGUCACGAUAUCUCUGUGCAUUCGAAUUGCCAUUGAUAAAAUGCAAUUGUGUUUGUUGUCCGUAGCUUAUGGCUACCCAUACCAUAACCCCACCGCCACCAUGGGGCACUCUGUUCACAACGUUGACAUAAGCAAUCCGCUCGCCCACACGACACCAUCUUCCCGGUACAGUUGAAACCGGGAUUCAUCUGUGAAGAGCACACUUCUCCAGCGUGCUAGUGACCAUCGACGGUGAGCAUCUGCCCACUGCCGUCAGGUCAAGACCCUGGUGACGAUGACGAGCAUGCAGAUGAGCUUCCCUGAGACUGUUUCUGACAGUUGUGAGGCCGGUUGGACGUACUGCCAAAUUCUCUAAAACGAUGUUGGAGGCGGCUUAUGGUAGAGGAAUGAACAUUAAAUUAUCUGGCAACAUCUCUGGUGGACAUUCCUGCAGUCAGCAUGCCAAUUGCACGCUCCCUCAACUUGAGACAUCUGUGGCAUUGUGUUGUGUGACAAAACUGCACAUUUUAGAGUGGCCUUUUAUUGUACCCAGCACAAGGUGCACCUGUGUAAUUAUCAUGUUGUUUAAUCAGCUUCUUGAUAUGCCACACCUGUCAGGUGGAUUGAUUAUCUUGGCAAAGGAGAAAUGCUCACUAACAGGGAUGUAAACAAAUUGGUGCAUAACAUUUGAGAAAAACUAGCUUUUUGUGGGCAUUUAACAUUUCUGGGAUAUUUUAUUUCAGCUCAUGAAACAUGGGACCAACACUUUACAUGUUGUGUUUAUAUUUUUGUUCAGUAUACUUAUCCUGUUCUGUAACCUCUCAUUGCAGGUUUUAAUAUAUUUAAAGAAGUCAUUAAGUAAAGGUAAGGUUUUUAAUCCAUGUUUUUGUUAUCCAUUAGAUGUGACUUUUUUUUACGUCAUUCUAUUCUGGUUGAGUUACCAGGAAUUUACACCAGUGCAAAUUUUGCACCUGCUAUUUUCUGAAGGGAAUAAUUGUAUUUCCUUUAGAAAUAAAAUGAGUUUAUUUCACACGUACAGUAAGAUUACCUUCUUCUUUUUUCAUUUAGUUCUACCUUUUUAUUUAUUAUUCCCAGGUGUUGAAAAUGUAUGCAUGCACUAAUGUAAGUCACUUUGGACAAAAGCAUCUGCUAAAUGGCAUAUAUUAUUCCUUUUGAAAAAUAACAGUUGCAAACUUUGGAUGGUGCAAAAGUUAAGUGCAAUAUUCUGCAAAUAAUGACAGUUCACUGUGUUUCUGUGCAGAGAUUCUCUUCCGGGAGUUGAUAACAAGAGAAACAGCUCUUAGGCAUUAUAUCCACUACCUGAAGGAAAUAGGAGAACAGAAGCUUUUGGUGGAGCUGUUCAAGUGAGUAACGAUUCACAAAAAUAUCCUUUAAACCAUGAGAUUGUAUCAAUGGAGUUGUCAUGUAACCUUGUUGGACUGGUUUUUACCGCUCCUGUUCAAGGAGUGUAGCAUCUGGGUUGUUUAUUAGGCACCAAAUGAAAGAAAACAGACUGAAACAGGGAGGGACUGUCAGGAUUUGUCCAUUUUAAGAAAUGCUCAAUUUCCUUUUCCUUUGCAAAAGGUUUUAAAUAUUUUCCAUUGCAUACCCAAAUGAUGGUACUGUGCGGUCAACUUGCUGCUUGUAUGCAGACAUUCUGAUCAGUCCUCUUUUCUCUCGUGUCAUCAAGGUCCCUGGACAGAACAGAAGACAUGGCGGUAUGUACUACCCAUGAACUGCCAAGCCAUCUGGGGGGGACAGUUACUUCAAAAGUCAAAUUCAGUUACAUUUCAGUCCCAUCCCCAAAGUUUACAAACAAGUGCAGGGGCAGCACUUAACCUAACGUAGCAGGUGUAAAAUAAAUGCAUGAGCAGGGUCUCCACAUCCGGUUUUCAGGGGAAAAGGAAGCUAGGUUGAAGAUGCUGUAUCCCUGAAAACUGUCUGUUUCCAGUUUCUUGUGACACCGCUGAGGGUGGAGUUGAAAUGAACAUUACAGAUUGUACCUUUAAUGCUUUGCACUCAUUGGUUGUUGUUAGUUUUAAAUCUCAAUGCACCUUCCUCUGUUACCAUGUCCAUAUUCAGCUCAUGCAGUACAGAGAUCACCUCAAUAUCAGAGACGAGAACAGGAGGAGGGACUUUCUGAAGAACUGCCUCAGGUAAAGAUCCACUCCACAUUACCUCACGUCUCAGGGUUGUGUUCAUUAGGCACAAAACGGAAUACAUCGUACAGAAACAGGAAGGCACUACCUGAACGUGUCCAGAAAGUAGUGCUGAUUUUCGUUUUCUUUUGCAAAAUGUUUUCCGUUGCGUAUCCUAAUGAACAGAACCUAGGUAAAGAAUCCAAAGUUUAAUCUCAUGAACAGCAGCUUUUUCUUUUCCCAUUUUCUGCCACAUUUUAUAUUGUUGAUUGUGGUGUUUUUAAAUCAUACAAGGUCGUACAAACCUUUUCCUGAAGUAAGGUCAUUUAACACAUUUGAAUGUUAUCUACCUGGAGUCAGAGAUACUAAACAGCAGUAUUAGCUUUGGAGAACAGCGUUACUAACUAGAACCAUGGACUUUGUUGCAGUCUCCCCUUCGCACCAGACGAUGCCACUCACGUUCAAGACCACUACACACUCCUGGAAAGGCAGAUUAUCAUUGAGGUGAGAAACCGCUGCUAUUUUGAAACAUACUCGACUGAAGAACACCAAUGGCUGAAUCUCGCUCAUGGUACGGUAGUACAGUAAUAACAUUUUUAUUUUGCGCUUUAAAAAAUUCUCAAUAAAUCUGUUACGAAGCAUGUCGCACUAACGUGGUCGCCAUAAGGUUUCAAUGUGUAAUUCGCUAUGUUGUCAUAAGCUCGAUCAUUGCAUGAUAUGUCAAAUCCUAAGUAAUGUUUGACAUGUUUAUGUAGGUUUUCAAACCAAACAUUCCAUGUCUUCCCCCUGUCUGUUUCUUCAGGCGAACGACAAACAGGUGGAGAGUAGCGGCCAGGCGGACAUCUUUAAGAAAUACCCGCGGAAAGCCUCCAUCCUCAACAUGCCCAUCAUCACUACUCUCUACUACUCCUGCUUCUACCAUUAUGGGGAGUCUGAUGUGAGUUCUGGAACUGAAGUGGCCCUCAAACCUGGUCCUGGAGAACCACAGGGUGUGCAGGCUUUUGUUCCAGUACUAGCACUCCAGAUUUGGCAUGAUGAUAAAUUGAUCAGGUGAAUGUGGUGUUAGUGCUGGACUGGAGCCAGAGCCGGCACACCCUGUAACUCUCAGGGUUGAUGACCACUGUGCUACGGAGACAGUUUUUUUCUGACUGUCAUUCUCUAUUAUGACCACAAGAUGGAGACAGAGAUUGUGUCAGUUAUCAGGCUGUAGUAGAGAACCUAGUGUUAAUCAGUGUUGAUGUAAGAAUGCAUUAAUCUGUGCAUUAAUCUAUCACCUUUUAUAUUAUAAAUGUUGCCAUUAUACCCAAACAUUUAAUAAUUUGUCUUGUUGUUAGUUGAAAUAACAUUAUGGUUGGAGUUGAUUAAGGUGUGUUUGUGCGUGUGUGUGCCUGGGUCUGUCUGCAAAACAUCAACUAACUAGCCCACUCUCUCCCCCAGGGCACGUACAGCAGUCCAGCCAACAUACGGAAGACCUUCAGGGUAAGAGAGAGAGAAGCUCGGACUACACAAGUAUUUAUCUGUCCAUUUCUUUUUUAAAUUAACUGGGCCCUGUCUUUAUUACUGGGUAAAUGUGUCAUUCUUGAGUCACUGUUGUCAAUCUUUCCUUUCAACAAUAUUCUGGCUCCAUAUGCAAUGAGACCAUAUGUAUAUUUGUCGUUAUUCAAGCUAAUCCAUAUGUCAAACAAUUUUAAGACCUUCAUUGAGCUGAAGUUGUCAGUCAAAGAAAUCUCUUUGCCUUCAACCCUAUUUCCCAACAGAGUUAAGGAAAAAUGUGUGUUUCCAGGUUAAACAAAAUUCAAUGAUUGUAAUAACUCCUAAGUUUUGUGUUGUCAUCAUCCAGAUUUCAGAUAAACAGUUUCUCCUCACAUGUCUGGGUGCGAGGGCGAAGCUGAAAGCCUGGUUCGAUGUGGAUGCUCUGUUCACCACCAAGAACUGGCUGGGCUACACCAAGAAGAGGUCUCCCAUUGGCUUCCAUAGAAUAGUGGACAUCCUUCAGAAAAACAAUGCACCAGUACAGGUAGGUAGGACAACUACAGCUGCACUUCCCCAGUCUGGACACCAGGUGGUACAGUGUUUUUAGAAUCACUUGAAAUAUGCACUGGACUCUAUUCCCAUUGUUUUCAGUUUUCUGCAGAUGUAUUGGGUGUGGCACAUUACAUGCGAUGCAGUUGAAUUGGACAAUUCAAAAUUCCAUAAGCAUAAUAGCUCAAAUUAACGCAGAGAAUAUAUUUUUAUUAGAGUUUUAUUUCAUAGCUAGAUGCUCUGUGUUUUCUUUUUUAGGGAUUACUCUGACUGUUAUGCCACAUCAUGCAGAUGUGUUGCUACAUUGCUUUUAGUCCCUCAUCCCUGUCUUUCGGUCCCUCUUCUCCUUUCUACUCUCAGGUGUUGCAGGAUUAUAUAAACCUGGUUGAAGACGCGGAGCAGAAGAUCAGUUUGGCGCAGAAGUAUAAGUGUCACGACGUCAUCAUCAAUGUGAGACAUCUGACAGACACACAUGUUACAGCUCGAUGUAGAAGUCACCCCUGGGCCUCCCGAGUGGCGCAGCGGUCUAAGGCACUGCAUCGCAGCGCUAGAGGCGUCACUACAGACCCGGGUUCGAUCCCGGGCUGUAUCGUGAGCGGGAGUCCCAUAGGGUGGCGCACAAUUGGCCCAGUGUCGUCCGGGUUAGAGGAGGGUUUGGCCGGGGGGGCUUUAGCGACUCCUUUUGGCGGGCCGGGUGCCUGCAGGCUGACCUCUGUCGUCAGUUGAACGGUGUUUCCUCCGACACAUUGGUGCGGCUGGCUUCCGGGUUAAGCGGGCAGGUGUUAAGAAGCACGGUUUGGCGGGUCAUGUUUCAGAGGACGCAUGACUCGACCUUCACCUUUUCGAGCCCGUUGGGGAGUUGCAGCAAUGAGAUAAGAUCGAAAUUGGGGAGAAAAAAGGGGGUAAAAUACAAAAAAAUAAUAGUCACUUCCAACCACAGAUCUAGGAUCAGAUUACGCAAUCCCAAAUCCUAACUUUAACCAUUAGAGGUAACUUCUACCAACUUCCAUGUUUUAAAGCACUAUAAUGAGUAUUGAUCAUCUAUUUAUUUUUUAUUUAAACCUUUUUUUAACCAGGCAAGUCAAAUUGUCUCUAGCACUACUGUUACAGUAUUUUGCCGUAACUUACAUUGGUAACAGUACUGCAGUUUAAUACUAUGCCUACAAUGCCUAGUGCACAAGAACUCAAACAAUUGUGGCAAAUUAUAUCAUUGACAGUACAGAUAACAUUUAAUCUCUUUUACUGGAAUCACAUGCUAUUUAUCGUUAUGUGGCAUGAUGAUUGAUUGGCGGUUCUUUUGCCCAAUCAGACGUACAGGGACCUGAAGGACCGGCAGCAGUUGAUUGUGUACCGGGGGAAGGUGGAGAGAGGCUCGCCCGAGUACAGGAAGAUCGAGGAAAUCCUCAGCAACUCGGUAAGAUAGGCUCUGGGGUGAAGUUUCCCCUAGGUAUAGAUCUAGGAUCAGCUUCCCCUCCUCCAAUCUUAACCUUAACCAGUAGUGUGGGAAAUGUAAAACUGACCCAAGAUCAGUGUCUAUGGACAAAUCAAAUCAAAUUUUAUUGGUCACAUGCGCCGAAUACAACAGGUGCAGACAUUGCAGUGAAAUGCUUACUUACAGCCCUUAACCAACAGUGCAUUUAUUUUAAACAAAAAAAGUAAGAAUAAAACAACAACAAAAAAAGUGUUGAGAAAAAAAGAGCAGAAGUAAAAUAAAGUGACAGUAGGGAGGCUAUAUAUACAGUAAAAUAAAGUGACUUCACCCUACACUGUAAGAUAGUGGUCAUCACCACAAGUCGGCUUCAGUCACAUGAUCUGAGAGCUUUUCUGUUACGCCAGCGGUCACUAACCCUGGCCCUGGAGAGCUAAAGUGUGUGCAGGCAUUUAUAGGCAUUAUUACGAUACAAAUACAACACCUUUUGGCCCUAAGGAGACAGCAAAUCAACAAUUAAAGUUGCUUUUAUUGUAAAGAGGGAGGACAUUGAGAAAAAUGAUGCCUUUCUCUCAACACAAACAAUACAAUACUCCUUUGCAGCAAAUGGUUUCUUGAUAACAAGAUUGUACAGUAGAUAGCCUAACUAUGUGCAACAGACGGCAAUUCCCAAUUGAACUGGGUCAUGUUCAUUGUGGCACAAAACAGAGACUUUUUUUUAAAACCAUUUGGUGCCUAACAAACAGGAACCUGGCUGAAAGUGUCACAUUUCCUCUAGCAAGAUGUGAAGUUUGCUUGUGUAAGGAAGUGGUGAGGAUCAGAAAAGGUGCAAAUUUAGUCUCUCAUCUGUUCCUCUUGUAAUGAUAAAUAUGACAAUCAUAAGAGGAUAGCUCAGAAGACAUUGUGAUGAUGUGUCCACUUCAACUGAAGUGUAUGGCCAUUGUAUGGUCAGUUUUAAGGUCAAGGCUAAAAUUGACAGCCCUAUUUCCUUAUGGGGCAUGCACUGUGAUGUUAAGAGAAUCUGUUUGCGCAGUAUGGUUGUGUUUUUAUGGACUGGACAGUAGUUCCUCUUCAACCUUGGUUCCUUUCUCUGUUGAAACUCAUCCCCAGACAAUGUAUUUAACCUUCAAAAACAACACCACUUCUCUUUUGUACAGCUCAACAGAACUGCACUUGUGCAUUGUAAAAUCUGAAUUAGUCAUGUUGAAAGGCCAUUUUCACAAACCCAUAUUCUCCAGCCUAUUCUAAACUGCAUUAUAGUCAAGACUAAUGAUAAUUUGGUCUUGGGACAUGAUCACUUGAAUUGUGGGCUGGGUGGUCUAUCCCAGGGUUUCCCAAACUUUAGACAGGCAGCCCAAUUCUGAUAUUCUUUCCACUAAUUGGUAUUUUGACCAAACACAUCAGAUCUUUUCACAUCAGAUCUUUUUCAGAGAUGUUCUGAUUGGUCAAAAGACCAAUUAGUGAAAAGAAUAUCAGAAUCAGCCUGUCUAAACGCAGCCAUAGUCCCUUGUGGCAUGGGUUCAAACCCUGCUUGCACCUUUAUAUCGGUGUUCCUCUACCUAUCUGUCUCCCUCUCUCAUUCAUUAAUUUCUAUCUCAAUAAAGAGAAAAUACCAAUACAAUACACUCCCCUAUGUAUGUGUUACGUAGUAAUAAAGUAAAUUAACUUUCUUCAAAGUGUUUUCAUUUCUAAACGGUAAAACCGAUAUGUAUGAAAAUACCCUCAAAUAAAAGGUGACAUUCUGUUCUGUCGCCUCAUAUCAAAUCCAAAAUGCUGGAGUAUAGAGCCAAAUUAAAGGUUUAAGCUUCACUGUCCAAAUAAAUACGUAGGGGAGUGUAUAUUGUGACGGAUCAGCUUGUCCGAAACCCCCUAACACAGGCGGGAGGCAUGAAAUGAACAGACUGGAGGCAGUGGUUGGGGUUCCUUUUCCUUUAAAUUGUCAAUAAACAGGUUUUCUUUCACUCAACAAAAUGAUUACAGUACAGGGUAGCGUCCAACGCUGAAACAAUAGCCGGAGAAAAAAAAAGGAAUAAAAAAUAAACUAAGCAGUUGACAACAAAAGGCUUCCCCCGCCUUUAGACUAUCGUCUACACAUAAUAUUUACAGGGGGAACGCUUCUCUCUACCUAUAGCCUGCCUUGUUUAACAGAGAGCCAAAGUGCAUCAGAUGAAGAAGCCCACUCUGAGGAAGGAAAGCACGACGUCCUCACAGGUCCCUGUGUCCGCUCCCAGCCCCAAGCUCAUCUCCUGGCACACCUAUAUAGAGGGAGACACCACGCAAUUAGUGGGCCCAGCUGUGUACUAAUUGGCUUUACACUGAGUACCUAUCUUCUAAGGAGGGUGCUGUCGUGUCGUCUUCCUCCGGCCGGUCACUGAACUCUCUCACAAUAUAUAUUUUUUAAUAAGUUUGAGUCCCAGAGUGACUUCCGGCGAUGCAAUGGCAGACUAGUUAGUCACUCAGAUGCACUCUGUGUGAACUUUUUACAUUUGUCAAAUUAUCCUAUUCCACUGUGUUAACCCACUUCGAAAAGUGAACAAAACACUUGGUCUGAGCAUGGCGAGCAAGCUUCGAAACAAAAUAAGUUAGUCACAGGAUCUAGUCCACGCUCUUUAGAUCUGCCUCUGGAUUUAUUCAAUCAGAAUCUGUGAAACAGUUAGCUAGUUGUUUUAUAUCAAAUCAUAAUUCAACAUGGUUAAAGUCCGAGUUUUAUAAUCACUAACAGGACUUUGGCUCUUUUCUUGCAGCAAAUCCGAUGGAAAAACUGACAUCUACUUCUGGAAGACUAUUUCAACACACUGAUUCAAAUGGACAUUUAAAACUAUUUGUUUCAGAUGAGACAUGAUGUGUGGGACAAAUUAUUUUAAAGUAAAGGCACCUGGAGUGAAGAUGCAGUUGACGGUUUGCAAGACAAAGUUCACCUUCCAUACUUUGUUAGCUCUGGUCCAGGGCAUUAGUUUGCAUGCCUCCA
Molecule: messenger RNA, 22164 nt
Organism: Coregonus sp. 'balchen'
Lineage: Eukaryota; Metazoa; Chordata; Actinopteri; Salmoniformes; Salmonidae
Source: the annotation of a GenBank genome assembly